UAAGCAGCCGCCAUGCCAUCCACAGAGCUGUCGGUCUCUGUUUCUCUUCUCGUGCGACAACACAUCGCUUGUCCUCUAUCUAACACACAAAGACUUAAGCAAGAUAUCUCCAGAUUUUUCACGCGCUGCGUUCUAUUCUCACUAUGGGCUGGUAUGAAAUUACCGACGAUUACAUCAAAGACUCGAAGAUCAACUUCCCAGUGUGUGAAACUCUCCAAGUCAGAGAUGUUUACGGCGGAACACAAAGAACCAUAUAUCGCGUUGAUCAGAGCGGACGUCAAUUUCCAGUGUGGACUGUCAACGAGAACAAUGAAAACGGCGUACUUGCGAUUGUCUCCGCCGACCCCAGAGCGCGGGACCCCGCAGGCAAUGCCGUGGGUAUCAUCAAAUACCACACCAUGUCCUCAAGAACACAAAUCACCCUACGCGGUUCAGAACUGAGCCUGGGGCUUACGGACUACAGCCAUGGACACGAAAUCAACUUCAACGGCUGCAACUACCGAUGGGUUAUGUCCAAAAGUACCAUGUCGACGACCACGCUUUACCUCAAGACCGACGGUAAUCGAAUUUUAGCAAGAUGGUCGGGAAAGCCCGAGGGUCGAGCGGGCGACUCAAGUCCCGUUUUUGAACUGUUUGUCCCGCCUCAAACGCUGGACAUGGAUUUAUUGGUAGUCACUGGUUUGGCGGCUGCAGGGUACUGGAAGAAGGCAGACAGGCUCAGGAGCCCGAUAAGCAAGAUUCUAAAGAUAAUGGGAGGCCUGGGUCCAUAGCAACGUGUGGAAUUGUCCUGGCAGAUCUUAUAGAGCAAAAAGGUGGCAUUGAAGCUCAUCAUUCUUUCUUCGUUUAAUCUUCAAUUAAAUAGACUGUUGCUGAUGCGAG
Molecule: messenger RNA, 879 nt
Organism: Colletotrichum acutatum
Lineage: Eukaryota; Fungi; Ascomycota; Sordariomycetes; Glomerellales; Glomerellaceae
Exons: 1
Coding region: 144-770 (208 amino acids)
Source: RefSeq, a predicted model, not a curated record